UGUAGUAAUAAACACGAGCAGCUCGCGGGUAUGUUUUGUUUUGAUUAUGGAUGGAAACGUCAAGCGAAAACGCGACAGCAAGCAAGCGCUGCGCAUUCACGAAUCAACGGCGUUUUAUCAAUGAAAUAGUGCUUAUUUAGACGAAAACAUUGUUUCAUCGUGAACGUGAUUACAGUCCCGUUAGCAACAUGCCUGCCAGCGCGUAAUUUGUCGAUCGUCGAUCGAUCUACGGCAAUGGCAAAGAAAGAAACGAUUCGUGAACGUCAAGAAAACGAGCUAGAGGUGAUAAAGUCCAUUUUUCACGAUGAAGUUGAAGAUUUGCGGCCGAAGAAUGGGAAGUGGAAGCCUUUGGAGUUACGAUUGCAUCUUACACCGCAAAGAGGAUCUGCUAAGGAGGCAUACGUGAAGGCGGACCUGUACAUCAUCUGCUCUUCAAAGUAUCCAAAGUGCCCACCGAAGCUAGAGCUGAAAAAUGUCGUCGGACUGUCCGACAGCUUGGUACGCGAGUUUACCGAGAAACUCCAACAGCUGGCCGAUGAUCUGAAAGGUGAAGUGAUGAUUUUUGAAUUGGCCAACACAGUUCAAGCCUUCCUGCAUCAGUACAAUGUACCACCGAAGGGUAGCUUCUACGAUGAAAUGCUGGCCAACCAACAGAAGCAAGCACUCGCCCGACAAAACACGUUGCAGGCCGAGGAAAACCUGAAGCGGCAAGCAAUGCAAGACGAGCUGCAGCGACGAAAAAAGGAACUCGAGCGUACGAGAAGGGAAUCGCGCCAGAGCUUAAACGACUCGAGUCCGAUGCAUCGAUUGCAUUCUACCUCUUCAACGGAGAACAGUGAUGGUGCGUUCUGUUUCGAUCAUCGGCGCAGUGAGUUGCUUAACUUUCGCGGUGGUCGGAAAGUGCUUCGGGGCUCGUGUCUGGGACAUUCUCAACGCGGGUGUAUCGCGUACGCCGGCAUUGAUCAGCAAACUGGUGAACUGGUGUACCUUACGGAGUGGACGCUGUAUUACGAUAGUGAACCGAUGGCUGAAAGUAGAACCGUUCGAGGCCGACCGGUGGAAACGGUUGUGGGCGAUAUGGAGCGAUUGAUGGACAGUUUAAUCCCACUGAAACACAAGCAUUUGAUCGCGUACGAAGGCAUCCUGUGUCGGAUGGGCAAAGAAGCUUUGACAUUGUUUGUGGUACAGGAAUUCAUUCUCGGGACAAGCCUGUUCAGUAUUUCUGGUUCUCUCGGUUGGAGCGUUGAGGGCGCAAGUAUGGUCGCUAAAGGAACGCUGGAAGCAUUGAUCUACCUACACAACAAUGGUGUUUCGCACGACAAUCUGUCCGAUUCGACCGUGUUUAUGGACAAUGCGGGAAUGGUGCGUGUUGCCGACUUUCGUUUGAUACCGUACAUUCAGGAGCUGGGAGAAGGCCACCAUUUGCUGCACCAGUCGCUUCGUAGUUCCGAUUUGCCAGCACUGGGAGGGUUAAUUGAAGCCCUUCUUGCACCUCAUUCGGAAAUGAAAGAUUUCGUCGAAAGGUGUAAAUCGGAACGAACUAUCUCGGCAACCGAGCUGCUUGAUCAUCCGUUUUUGCGACCAACACUGAUGCAAACGGAUCACACAACAGCUGUCGGUCAGCAGCAGCUUACAGUGGCAGUGCAGAAAACUCAGCACGGCAACGGACAACGAUCGGAAGCUGGCCAGCAACAUCUCGUGCCAUACAUGCCACUUGUAAUGAAUGGGACCGGUGCCGGACAGGAAAAGUCCCGCAUUCAGACAGAGUUCGAAUUGCUUUCCUAUCUCGGCAAGGGAGCGUACGGAGAUGUGCUGAAAGUGCGUAACAAGCUGGACAACCGUGAAUAUGCGAUCAAACGUAUACGGCUGCCGGCAAGAAGCAAACAAUUUUACAAGAAAAUGAUCCGCGAAGUGGAACUGCUGUCUCGACUAAAUCACGAAAAUGUCGUACGGUACUACAACAGCUGGAUGGAGGCAACGAGCGCAUCGGAAAUAACGGUCACCGAUACGGAUGGAGAAAUGGCUGGUACACUUAGCAGCUGCGAUUGGUCCAUGACAAGCAGACCGAAAAGAAGAACCUCACGUGUCCGCCGAGGCACUGCUGGCACGGAUGUGGUGAAGAAAGCGCUCAGCGAUAAGAAUAUUGAUUGCUUCGUAGACUUCAUGCCCAACGAUUCGAGCAGCGAAGACGACGAUGACGAUACAAAUGAUCUCGAUGAGGAGAGCAGUAGUAGCAGCACUGAUGAGAGCAGUGAUUCCAUCGAGGAUCACCGUAACUUGGGCGAUCAAAGCAUUGACGACAGUUCGGGAGGGAUAGAAUUUGUAGGAUCGAACGGUGAGGCACCUUCGUACAACAGUUACGGUGAAGAUUUGCUGGAACCGAGCGCUGGAGGUGAAAACAAGAAGGUGGCCGCCGUUACGACACACACUCUGCCCGAGGUGCUGUACAUGUACAUCCAGAUGGAGUUUUGUGAGAAGAGCACACUGAGGACGGCGAUCGAUGGCGGCCUGUAUCUGGAUAUAGAUCGCGUUUGGCGCCUUUUCCGUGAAAUCGUGGAGGGUUUAAGCCACAUCCAUCAGCAGGGAAUGAUCCAUCGGGAUCUGAAGCCGGUGAACAUUUUCCUCGAUUCGCGGGAUCAGGUAAAGAUAGGCGAUUUUGGUCUAGCGACAACCAGCAUUCUGGCCCUUCAGAAUCAAGGCCAUCAAAACGCACCAUCCAUCGUGGUAGUGGGAAAUGCACUACCGGGCAAGUCCUCCGACAUUGGUUACUCGCUGACGGGCAAAGUUGGUACUGCAUUGUACGUGGCACCAGAACUAACCGGCAAUGCGUCGCGUUCCACCUACAACCAAAAGGUCGAUCUGUAUUCGCUCGGUAUUAUACUGUUCGAAAUGAGCUCUUCGCCACUAAACACUGGCAUGGAGCGCGUUAAAACGCUGAUGGAUCUUCGCUCGGAAAUGAUUCGAUUGCCCGAAACACUUCUUGCCGAUGCGCGCUACAGUCGACUGGUGCAGGUAAUCCGCUGGCUGUUGAAUCACGAUCCGCAAAAGCGUCCCACCGCGGAAGAACUGCUCUGUUCGGAUCUUGUGCCGCGUACACGUCUCGAAGCCGAGGAAAUACAGGAUGUGGUGAGACACAUCCUUUCGAAUCCUCAAUCACGGCACUACAAACAUCUGAUAGCGCGAUGUUUUGGGCAGGAAAGUGAUCCUGUCUGUGAGCUAAGCUACCAUUUCGACAUGGUACCGAUGGUACCGGUACUGCCACGAUUCGAUUAUGUGAAAGCGAAGCUGGUGGCUCUCUUUCGGAAGCAUGGAGCGAUUGAGAUCGUUACGCCAUUGCUGACGCCAUAUACAAAACAGCACGCUUCCCGGUCGAACACGGUAAAACUUAUGACCCAUUCGGGUAGCGUUGUGACGCUACCAGACGAUCUACGCGUACCGUUUUUGCGGUACAUCGCGCUGAACGGUAUCAAAAACAUCCGUCGCUAUUCGAUCGGGCGUGUGUAUCGCGAAAAAAAGGUAUUCAACUUUCAUCCGAAGCAACUGUACGAGUGCGCAUUCGAUAUUGUAACUCCUAGCCGGGGACACCUCAUUACUGAUGCGGAACUGCUAGCAAUUGCGACGGAUGUAAUGCGAGAGCUGGAUCUGCUUCAAGGGCGAAACGUUUUCUUCCGUCUCAACCACAUAGGACUGUUACGGGCGAUACUCAUUCACUGCAAUGUACCGCCGGACAAGUACCGUGAAUUGUUCGAACUUGUGGCCGAAUUUCUCGAUGAAAAAAUAUCGAAAUUUCAACUUUCGUCACUGAUAAGCGCAUUGAUGGGAGGUGCCACUGCUAAGGUAAACGUUAGCUAUCUAUGUGACGCCCUGCAGUUAGAGCUAUCCUCUGUUAGUCUGCUCGGCGGCAGUAUCCUUAAGAGCAUUAUCCGUGGCAAGGGUGAGGCAGCAAGUUUGGCGAAAGUGGCCGUCCGUGAUCUCGAAACAGUGGUUGCUUCGGCACAAAAUAUGGGUGUACAGUGUCCACUGAAUGUGUGCCCUGGUCUGCCGGUGAAUUAUGAGCGAGCAAAGACGGGUGGAAUUGUUUGGCAGAUGCUGGGUGAGCUCAAGUCGAAGCGUAAAAAUCCUCUGACGACGAUCGCUGUCGGUGGACGGUACGAUGGCAAACUGGGAGAGUUUCAAAAAUCCGGAAUAAACAACGGUCUGCAAGUGCCGAAAGUGGAUCUAAGCGGUGCCGGAUUUUCCUUCCUGCUCGAUAAGCUUGUUAAUGCAAUUGCUCCUACGGCCGGGUAUGAACCGAUCGAGGUGAUGAUUUGUGUGACCGGAUCUCGACCGCAGCUUAAAGAGGUCGCCCAGAUCCUGCGACCCCUCUGGUCGAAUGGUAUCAAAACGUGCGUGAUGGAAACGAGUGCUGGUGCGGUGGAUGAUCUCGGCAAGGAAGCAGGUGCCAAUGUGGUCGUACUGCUAGGCGACGGUGGAGAACUACGUGUGCGUUCGUGGAAUCAUGAUCGCUUUCAAGAACGGCAUGUUACCCGUCCAGAUUUAAUGGCAUACAUUCUGCGUACGUUCCGUCGGUCGGAUGUGACCACGGGCGAAAUUUGCCAAACGCUGCAAACCACCUCCCUCGGUGGGUCUUCAACGUCUGCGUCCUUUUCUUAUUCAUCGUCGUUUACGGCCACCUCCACGUCCGCUUCGAUGAAGCUCAGUUCAGCUGCGUCAGCGGCCGCCAGUCAACAGCAACCGAUCAACAACUCUCCAGCAAUCGAUCUCGUGUUUCUUACGAGCGAGAAGGUUAACACGAGUAAAAAGCGCCGCUACGAGCAUCAGGUUGAGCAUAAGCUAUCACCCGUCCUGUCAAAGUUUCAUCGCAAGGAAAAGGUCACGCUCAUUAUGGUGGAUUUGCCAAGUGCACCACUGCGAGGGCUAGUGGGUUUGAUUGAUCCCCUCGAGUGUGGAUCCCAGGAGGACGAUGAUUUGAUGCCCGGGGCCACCAGCGAUCGCAUGGAGCUACAAAGCCUAUGUGAACGGUAUCCCAAGUACAAGCGGCAGCUGAUGGAAAUCUACAAUGAGAUUGUGGACCUUUUCGCCCAAAGCAAGGGAACGACACCGAUCGUCGGAUUGUACAGUGUUAUCGAUACAUUCUGCCGGUUGAUCCUGUGAGGGAAGCAGAUGUUUACGCCACGUUUUACAGUGUGGCUUUUUAUAUGAAUCAUUGUUUUAGAUGUAAUCGUGUAAAAAGCGAUAAAGCGUAUAUAGAUCGUUAUUAUAUAUAAAAUGAACAAACAUUGUAUUUUCCAUUCAA
This is a messenger RNA of Anopheles funestus (African malaria mosquito), 5296 nucleotides long. It is a transcript of the gene Gcn2, whose product is annotated as eIF-2-alpha kinase GCN2. Bases 235 to 5154 code for a protein of 1639 amino acids. Gene Ontology annotation, molecular function: protein binding; eukaryotic translation initiation factor 2alpha kinase activity; ATP binding. The record is from RefSeq and is a predicted model, not a curated record. Gene Ontology annotation, cellular component: cytosol. Gene Ontology annotation, biological process: regulation of translational initiation by eIF2 alpha phosphorylation; DNA damage checkpoint signaling. The transcript is spliced from 6 exons. Lineage: Eukaryota; Metazoa; Arthropoda; Insecta; Diptera; Culicidae.